GAGAGGAUGGAAGAUUUGAUUAUUCCAAAGAAACCUUCUUUCGUUAUUCUUUGUUAUCCUUGCUACAUGGUAUACUACCCUCCUCCUUAUUCUACUGCCGCCGCAGCUGCUGCUGCUACCUGUACCUCGAUAGCUGAUCCGAUUUUGACCUCCCUGGCUACUGCAUGCUGACAGCUCCAUUCCCCACCCCUGCACGUACCCCCCUCGUUUUCCGUUGCUCGAUCGAUCGAAGAGUGGGCGAUGAGUGUCUCGUACGUGUUUGUAAAUGUCUUCGGAUUCCAAAGUGCCCUCAUCAGAUGCUGAGGAACCUAUCUCGAGGAACGAAGAUAAAAGCAAUGGUGAUGCGGCGGCUGACGAGAUCCUAAACGGUUUGUUGACCCAUGGAAGGAAGACGUGCAGCGUUCAAGCCGCGGGCGACAGAUUAGCUAGCGGAAAUGGGAAACAGAAGAACGGAUAUUCUAAAAGAGCGUCCGGGCCCCUUUUAUCUGGAGUAUGUUAUUGCUUUUCUUCUUGCAGCAUGAUACUGCUGAAUAAGGUUGUUCUUUCCACCUAUAAUUUUGAUGCCGGCGUAUCGUUGAUGUUAUACCAGAAUCUUAUAUCUGUCAUUAUUGUGGUAGCUUUGGGAUUGCUUGGAGUUGUGUCGACAGAAAAGCUCACGUGGAAGCUGAUUCGAGUCUGGAUUCCUGUCAAUGCUAUAUUUGUCGGCAUGCUGGUGACAGGCAUGUACAGUUUGAAGUACAUAAAUGUUGCUAUGGUUACAAUCUUGAAGAACUUGACGAACAUCCUAACAGCUAUCGGAGAGAUGUAUCUUUUCAGGAAGCAUCAAAAUGGCAAAGUUUGGACUGCCCUUUUUCUAAUGAUCAUAUCGGCUGUAAGUGGGGGAGUCACUGAUCUCUCUUUUGAUGCAGUUGGCUAUACAUGGCAGAUUAUGAACUGCAUUCUCACUGCAAGCUAUUCACUAACGUUGCGACGUGUAAUGGAUACCGCAAAACAAUCAACUCGAUCUGGUUCCCUUAACGAAGUGUCCAUGGUGCUACUGAACAAUUCGCUGUCAUUACCUUUUGGAAUUUUCUUGAUCCUGUUCUUCAAUGAGUGGGAGUAUGUCCAAAAAGCGGAUGUCAUCAGAAUACCUAUGUUUUGGGUGCUCUCAACUGCAAGUGGAAUAAUUGGACUUUCCAUCAGUUUCACCUCUAUGUGGUUUUUAAGACAAACUGGCCCCACCACAUACAGCCUGGUGGGAUCAUUGAACAAGAUCCCUAUCUCCCUUGCCGGCAUCUUGCUGUUCAAGGUUCCGGUCAGUGUACCAAAUCUGUUCAGUAUUUUGUUUGGUCUAUUUGCAGGGAUAUUCUUUGCAAGGGCAAAAAUGUCAUGAUCAAUGCUGCAAAAGAGGUCUUUAACUGUGUAGAUAGUGAAUGUUGUGGCCUCUCAACCUCAUCUGCCGUGCAUGUGUUGUCGACGUGCACAUUUGACGUUAUGGUUUCCUCCGUAUAUGAUCCUUAUACCAUCAAACUUCACAGCUUAUAGUCCUUUUCCGCCCUCUUCUCUUUUCUUUUCUUCUUCAAACUUCUUCAUAGUCGCAGCUUAUAUUCCAUUUGUUAUGACAUACAUCUAAUGUUUCAUCAUCAGCGGUAUUGAAGUAAACUAGGACGAGUCAGCUUUCCAAAUCCUCUUCUGGACUUGUUUCAGAGUGAAGCAAAAGCCAUCGAUCUCUCAAGUGUGGAAGGCACGGGAGCAAAGUGGCUCUUUUAAAGAGUCUCAUUAAUUGUAAGCUUGCCUGGCUGUUAAAAGAAAAUAAUCCAUUGAUCACUUGUAAUGAGGUUGUGAUUUGUUUCCUUGGCUUGGUUUUCUCCUCUCUCCUCAAAAGAGCUUCAGUCUGUAUACCCCUA
Messenger RNA from Asparagus officinalis (garden asparagus), 1886 nucleotides. RefSeq names its product GDP-mannose transporter GONST2-like. Lineage: Eukaryota; Viridiplantae; Streptophyta; Magnoliopsida; Asparagales; Asparagaceae. The record is from RefSeq and is a predicted model, not a curated record. Bases 266 to 1372 code for a protein of 368 amino acids. Gene Ontology annotation, molecular function: antiporter activity; GDP-mannose transmembrane transporter activity. The transcript is spliced from 10 exons. Gene Ontology annotation, cellular component: Golgi apparatus.